AUGUCAAACCCUCUCAACUACUGGCCAGGCGGAAUCCCUGCCCAUAUUCGAUGCCAUCCUGGAAUCAUCACUGGCCUCUGGAGCAAUACAGUCAAGGGUUGGCUAUUGUUUCUCAAGGAACAUGCUGUGCCCCGCGACUCCAGCAACAUUGAGGCAGACUUCGAAAUCAAGCAGCGACGCAAGCUCGUAGACCAAUGGGCAUCCAUGACCCAGGCGGACAGGGACUCGUACCAUAGCAGAGCUCCCGAGCCUCAGGGAGCUGACAGUUGGGAUCCGCCUCAACUUAAAAGCCCUGAUCCCGACUUAGUGGGCUAUAUCCAGCGCGGCUUUGUCAACCUUAUCGUCCAGCAGCCCCUUGACUCGAGAAACCGUGCAUUAUGGGUAAAGCUGUGCAUUCUGCUAUAUCGACUGGAUAUGGACGAAUACGAACACAGUUUUGGGCCUGAAAGAGUAGUCGUGAUUUAUUCUAACCCUGCAGACAACGCCCCGGUCACGCCCGAAACCUUUAUGGCUCACUGUUUCGUUGAAGCGGCCGACUUUGAGGGAUUGUUUUUCGCGGAUCAAGAAUCGCUUGAUACCGGCCGCCUGCUCUUGUGCGAUUUCGAGGCCAAUGGUCAAGUCAAAGCCUCCUCUCGUAUAUGGCCACUUUGGACCUCGAUGGCAUAUGGUUAUAUCAUGGGGAUAGGCUGGUACGCCGAUCGUGUUAUCAGGGACUACGAGCACGGUGACGGUGAUUGCGACGCAAACGCAGCUAUUGACAUGGAGCUACCGAUCAUUGACCUGCUCAAAGAGAAGGAGAGGUUUAUGGAGAAUGAUGUGGAUACGGAUCUCUGGGAAAAUGCCAUUGAACAAUAUGCCCCUGGCUACCUGGAGAUGGAGGCGGCGGGUAAUGGUAUGGCGCCUGAGUAUGAUCUCGGAAACCUUAUGAAGUAA
Molecule: messenger RNA, 933 nt
Organism: Pestalotiopsis fici W106-1
Lineage: Eukaryota; Fungi; Ascomycota; Sordariomycetes; Amphisphaeriales; Sporocadaceae
Exons: 4
Coding region: 1-933 (310 amino acids)
Source: RefSeq, a predicted model, not a curated record